Messenger RNA from Mesorhabditis belari, 615 nucleotides. NCBI's taxonomy places the organism in Eukaryota, Metazoa, Nematoda, Chromadorea, Rhabditida, Rhabditidae. The record is from the annotation of a GenBank genome assembly.
AUGUCGGACAAACCGGAGAGCAGCAAGACUCGACUCGAAGAGCAUCUCAUCCAGCCAUUGUUCCAAAAGGAUUUCUUGUCAGAGUUGCCAGAGGAGGUUGCUUAUCGCAUCAUCGCCUAUUUGACACCGUGCGAUUUGACGGACCGCGAUGAACAUGUGGUCACUUGUCUACAAAUUCACUCUGGUCGUAUCGUAGCUGGUUAUCAUCAUGCGUUGCGGGUUUGGAAUGUUGAUGAUGCUCAACCUGUUUUCACUGUAACUGGCCAGAUGGGUGUUGUUAAGACGUCUCAAGUGAGCGAUGAUGGCAAAUACAUUGUCAGUGGCUCAUCUGAUAAAAUGGUGCGCGUUUGGUGUGGUCAAACUGGUGCACAGCUUCAUGUUCUGCAGGGGCAUACGAGGGAAGUGUGGUGCAUGAGUCUACAUGGUACAACUCUUGUUUCUGGAUCGUGCGAUGAAACGCUCCGAGUCUGGGACAUUGUCGACGGGAAAUGCCUUCACAUUUUGACUGGACAUUUUGGGCUUGCUUGGUGUGUUCAAUUUGAUGGAAUUCGGGUUGUGGUUCCUGCUGGUGAUUUUACUGUAAAGCAUGCAUCGCAAUUUUUCUCAGUGAGGGAA